Lucilia cuprina (Australian sheep blowfly) is the source of this 1349-nucleotide messenger RNA. RefSeq names its product fibronectin-binding protein A. The record is from RefSeq and is a predicted model, not a curated record. Bases 526 to 1212 code for a protein of 228 amino acids. The transcript has a single exon. Lineage: Eukaryota; Metazoa; Arthropoda; Insecta; Diptera; Calliphoridae.
AACGCUUGUAUCCUUUCGAAAAGUAUUUUCUACUUAGUUCAAUUGUUUAGAAAAUGUGAAAGUGUUCUUGCCCAGAACUUUAAUUAAUUUCAAAAUGUAUGAGAAUUUUAAAAUGAUAUUCUAUCUAUAAAGAAAAGUCUAACGAGCCCUUGAUAUUAUAAAAUGUUCAACUAAAUAUUUAUGGUCACGUAGAGCCCAUGAGAAAUAAAAUUCAAAGUUGAACAUUAAAAAUUUAAUAAGAAAUAAUAAUGUAUGCUAAAGUUAAGUUGCUUCCAAAUACGAUAUACUAAAUGCUACUACGUUGCUUGUUUACCUACUAAAUGUAACCAAAAUUUAUUUGUCAUUGACACUAGUUGGCAAAAUAGUAAAGUAUAAACAAAUUUAAUUUAAUGUCAAAACAAUCAAUGACUAGAGGUAAUUUAACAUUGUAGUAUAAAAGGCAAAUUAUUAAACCAUCAGAACAUCACAUCACUUACAACAGACAACUAGAAAAGAACAACGACACUAGAAGCAGAAAUCAUUAACAUGGCCAAGUUUUACACAACUGUUGUAAUUAUUGCCAUUGCAUUGGCUUUGGUCGCUGCUGAACCUCCACGCUUUAGACAAUCGAAACGUUUCGGCAGUUUGAAAAUAAAAAACAAUAGAAAAGUAUUGGCUCGCCAAGAACAGGCUUCAGAGGCAGCACUUUCUUCGGCCCCAUAUCCACCGGCUGGCGUGACUCCAGAAAUUCCUUUUGAUUUACCAACCGAAACUGAAGCACCUGUUGCAGAACCUGCUGAUACCUACGGUCCACCAGAACCAACACCCGAUCAAACUUAUGGUCCACCAGAACAAACACCCGAUGAAACCUAUGGUCCCCCAGAGCCUACACCUGAUGAAACUUAUGGUCCACCCGAAGCCGAAGAAGUUCCAGCAAUAACUGAGCCAGAUAAUACUUAUGGUCCACCCACAACCGAUGAUCAACCUGCCAUCGAAGAGCCAGAAGCUGAAGAAAUUCCCCAAUCCGAAAGUAAUUUAGUUUCCGAAAAUCUUAUUCAACCCAGAAAUAAGAAUAUUCGUGCUCGUUCACGAUCUGCACCACUUCGCUCCCGUGUUCCCGCUAAACGCUCACGUUCUGCUGCAUUGCGCCAGCGCAGUGCACCUGUGCAACCACGAUUUAAUACUGUGGAGAUUAUACAUUCAGAACCAGUUCUCAUUUACACUUUGCAUUAGAAAAAGUGUUGUAACAUAUAAUUUACAUUCAAACGAUUGCAGAACCAAAUAUUACGAGUUUCCUUAUUAAUUACGAAUUGUUAAGUUUUCACUUUAUGUUGUAUUUUUUAAAAUAAAAAAAAUAUUAAAAAUUUUAA